AUGCCAUUUUUUCUUCUAGCAUUUUCUUUUUUACUUACUCCCCCCUCUGUGAGUGAACAAAACCAUUAGAAAAAUCCCUAUUUUUUGCCCAAAAACCCACCCUACGUGAGUGAACAAAAAUUGUUUUAAUAGAAAAAUUUUUUAUGGAAAAAAUUUUUGAUAUAUAAAUGAUAAUUAGAAAUGAAAUCUAGAGCUAAUUCUGCUUAAUUUUAAACGAAUUGCAUUUUAAAACAUAAAUUUUUAUAAAUUAAAUUGUUAUUUGCUUUCCAAUUUUUUGCAAAUUAGGAUUUUUUUAAAUUUCGAAAAAUAAUUAACCCCCAUCCGUGAGUGAGCAAAAUUUUUUUGUUCACUCACGGAGGGGGGGAGUUAAUAGUAAUUUCAUUUUAUAUUUUUAUUAUCAGCAAAAAUAUAAAAAUUGAAACAAUUUAAGUUUUCUAACGUUUCCUUUGCUAAUUAUGAUAAUUUUAUAUAAUUUGAACAAUAAAACAGAUAAAAACUUUUAUGCCUUAAGUUAUAGAGCCAAUAUGAGAGAAAAUUAUAUAAACUAUACUCAAACAAAAAUAAUUGAUUAUUGCUUAAUUUAG
Molecule: messenger RNA, 584 nt
Organism: Blepharisma stoltei
Lineage: Eukaryota; Ciliophora; Heterotrichea; Heterotrichida; Blepharismidae
Source: the annotation of a GenBank genome assembly